AUGUUUGAGCAAACAACUUCCGAUCACUCUAGCGACGGUUCUUAUGUUGAAAUGGUGCAACCCGUUUAUACUACUCCCGAAGGUUAUGCAUAUACCUUGCCAGCUUAUGAAGCUGAGCUUGGAGAGGAAAUUGAUCUUAUCGAACAGCAAGGGGAUUAUACUGGAUAUGUUGUUCCUGGAACCAGUGCUGGUUAUGAAGUCGUGGACUCAAAUGCGGUCGAUCGUUCUCGACCACUGGUUAUGCAGCAAACGGUCUCUUCGGUUCCGCGUAUCGUAUCUACAGCUGGAGCUCCAGACUAUGCUCUAGACCAUCCUUCUAGUUCUAAGGUAACACCCAAAGUGACCAGUGUGAAGAGGCCACUUUUUGCUGUUGCAGCGAAUCCUGGCUAUAGAAAAACUCCUGAUGUUCAGCAAGACUUAAGUUACGCACCAACAGCCCAACAGAGUAAGCGGCCGAAAACGCAGAACCCAGGGUACAAUUUGUAG
Strongylus vulgaris is the source of this 486-nucleotide messenger RNA. NCBI's taxonomy places the organism in Eukaryota, Metazoa, Nematoda, Chromadorea, Rhabditida, Strongylidae. The record is from the annotation of a GenBank genome assembly.